This is a messenger RNA of Macadamia integrifolia, 5978 nucleotides long. RefSeq names its product disease resistance protein RPV1-like. NCBI's taxonomy places the organism in Eukaryota, Viridiplantae, Streptophyta, Magnoliopsida, Proteales, Proteaceae. Gene Ontology annotation, molecular function: ADP binding. Bases 1 to 4989 code for a protein of 1662 amino acids. Gene Ontology annotation, biological process: defense response; signal transduction. The record is from RefSeq and is a predicted model, not a curated record. The transcript has 6 exons.
AUGGCGGCACCUGAUGGGGCUUCCUCCUCCUCUUCCUCCUUCUCUGGAUCAUCCACCACUUAUGAUGUGUUUCUCAAUUUCAGGGGUGAAGAUACUCGAAAUAACUUCACUGGUUUUCUUCACAUGGCUCUGGAAAAAGAAGGAAUCCAUGUGUUUAUAGAUAGCGAAGACCUUUGGGGUGGAGAAGAGAUCCAACCUGCACUCAUUAGAGCAAUCCAAAGAUCCAAAAUCUCGAUUCCUAUCUUCUCUAAAGCCUAUGCGGAUAGCAAAUGGUGCCUUCGGGAACUAGUUGAGAUAGUUCAGUGCCAUAGAUCUGGCCAAAUAAUUCUGCCUAUAUUCUUGGAUGUGGACCCCACAGAUGUUCGCCAUCAGACUGGAACUUUUGAACGUUCGUUCCAGAAACAUGGAGGGAAGUUUGAUGCCGAAAUAGAGGAUUGGAAGAAAGCUUUGACUGUGGUAGCAGGAAUAACAGGAUACGAACCCAAGCAAGUAAAUGGGAAUCAAUCAAAGCUAGUCCUCUUAGUUGUUGAUAGAGCUUUGAAGGCUUUGAAGACUUUGAGUAAAUCAAGUCAUUUGGGUGUCAUUGAAAACCCUAUCGGAUUGAAGGAUCGUGUAGAAGAUCUAUUAUCGAAAUUGAAUGUCGGUUCCAAUGAUGUUCGAUUAGUGGGAAUCUGUGGUAUAGGUGGCAUUGGGAAGACCACUAUUGCAAAGGCUCUCUAUCAUCACAUUUUUAAUAAAUUUCAUAGUUUUUGCUUUCUUGCAAAUAUCAAAGAAGCAGCAUCAGGACCAAAUGGUCUAGUUUCUUUGCAAGAACAACUUAUUUGUAGUGUCUCCAAAAAGAGAGUUGAUCGCAAGAUAUGGAAUGUUCAUAGUGGACAAGAAAUGAUAAAAGAACUUCAUGGAGAAAAUAUUCUUCUUAUUCUUGAUGAUGUGGAUGAUCAUUCCCAACUUAAGGCUUUUGCUAUUGAAUUCAAUUGGUUUGGUCCAGGGAGUAGGAUUAUCAUAACAAGUAGAGAUGAACAUAUUCUAAAUGUGGCUAAAGUUGAUGGAGAUAAUAUAUACCGGCCUAAUGAAUUGGAUGAUGAGGAAUCUCUUCAACUCUUCAGUUUGCAUGCAUUUUCAAUGAGACAACCUCCUGAUGAUUAUAAACAGCUUUCCCAUGACGUGAUACAAUUGGCGAGAGGAUUGCCAUUGACUCUGGAAGUGUUGGGUUCUUCUCUCAUUUGUGAAAAAGACAAAAAAGUAUGGGAAAGUAUGAUAAAAAAAUUAAAAAUAAUUCCUAAUGCAGAGGUCCACAAAAAGUUAAAGAUAAGCUACGACAGUCUAGAAGAAGAAGAGAAAUCAAUAUUUCUUGAUGCUGCAUGUUUUUUUGUUGGGUGGAGGAAAGAAAUUGUAAUUUCAAUAUGGGAUGCUUGUGGCUUUGACCCAAUACCAGCAAUAAAAAAACUCACUCAAAGGUCCCUCCUAAUAUUUACCGAAAGAGUAUCUUAUGUGCCUACAGGAACCAUAAGUGAUUCCUAUGAUAAGUUAAAGAUGCAUGAUCAAAUUCAGGCUAUGGGAAGGCGCAUUGUUUUGGAGGAAAGCAUUAGGGAGCCCAGUGAGCGCAGUAGGUUAUGGUCUCGUGAAGAAAUCUUGGAAGUACUAGAAGAGCACAAGGGAACACAAAAUAUUGAGGGCAUCCUUCCACCCUCUUAUGAGUUGUUUUCGAGCGUAUGCCUACAUAAGGAAGACUUUGUAAUGAUGUCCAAGCUAAGAUUCCUCUAUCUUGAUGGAGCACGGUCGAAAGGACAGUUCCCACAUCUUCCUUCUAGUUUAAGAUGGCUAAGUUGGGGGAGAUGUCCUCUAGAAUAUGUACAAGCCAAUUUUUACCACAAGAAACUAGUUCAUAUGGACCUAUCAAGGAGCCUGAUUAGGCAGGCUUGGACAGACAAGCCUCGUAAUGCAAAUGAGCGGUUCCAAAAUUUGAAAGUUCUUUGUCUUCGGGAGUGUGUUCAUCUAUCUAAAUCCCCUGAUUUUUCAUGGUUUCCUAACUUAGAGAUAUUGGAUCUCGGAGAUUGCUAUGGAAUGCUCUCCGUUCAUGCUCAUUACUCAAAAACUUUUGGUGAUCUAAAAUCUCUAGUUGAGCUUCACUUGGAUGGGACAAAAAUUAAAGAACUCCCAAACAAUAUCUGUAGGCUGAAGUCUCUCAAAUGUCUAAUUCUCCGUUCGUGCUCAUCACUUGAAAUCCUGCCUGAGUCAAUUGGUGAUCUAAAAUCUCUGGUCGAGCUUCACUUGGAUGGGACAAAAAUUGAAGAACUCUCAAAUAAUAUUAGCAAGAUGAGUUCUCUCAAACGCCUAACUCUCACUUGGUGCUCAUCAUUGAAAAACUUGCCUGAGUCGAUUGGUGAUCUAAAAUCUCUAGUUGAGCUUCAUUUGGAUGGGACAAAAAUUGAAGAACUGCCAAAUAGUAUUUGCAGGAUGAGUUCUCUCAAAUAUCUAAUUCUCAGUUCGUGUUCAUCACUAAAAUACUUGCCUGAGUCAAUUGGUGAGCUAAAAUCUCUAGUUCAGCUUGACUUAAAAGGAACACAAAUUAGAGAAAUUCCAAGCAGUAUUUGCAGGCUGAAUUCUCUCAAAGAUCUAAACCUUAGUUCUUGCACAUCAUUGGAAAAUUUGCCCGAGUCAAUUGGUGAUCUAAAAUCUCUGGUUGAGCUUUCCUUGGAUAGGACAAAUAUUGAAGAACUCCCUAGCAGUAUUUGUAGGCUAAGUUUUCUUGAAAGGCUUAAUCUUGAUAUGUGUGAGUCACUAAACAAGUUGCCUGAGACCAUUGGUGAUUUACAAUCUCUGGUUGAGCUUUCCUUGGAUAGGACAAAAGUUAAAGAACUUCCAAACAGUACUUGCAGGUUGAGUUCUCUCAAGAGGCUUAAUCUCUAUGGGUGUGAGUCACUAAACAAGUUACCAAAUUCCAUUGGUGAUUUAAAAUCUUUGAUUGAGCUUUCCUUGGGUGGGACAAAAGUUGGAGAACUUCCAAAUAGUAUUUGUAUGCUGAGUUCUCUCCAAAGGCUUGAUCUUUUCAAGUGUGGAUCACUAAAAAAGUUGCCUAAGUCCAUUGGUGAUCUAAACUCUUUGGUUGACCUUUGCUUGGAUCGGACAAAAAUUAAAAAGCUGCCUAAUGAACUUGGGUUGUUAGAGAAGCUUGAGGUAUUAAGUGCCAUGGAUUGCAAUAACCUAGUCCAGCUACCAGUAUCCAUGGGGAGAAUGAGGUGUUUGCGUAUCAUUAACUUUAAAGGAACCAAUGUUUUACUUCCAAGGGAUGAUUCUAUAAUACUUCCAAGUUUAGUGGAGUUAAAAAUAGGAAGCAAGCUUGAAUCUUCUCUCCCACCCUGGAUUAGUGGUCUUCCACGACUUCAAAAGCUACAAUUGCUCGGAUGCCCAAGGCUUCAGUCACUCCCACUUCUUCCUUCUACUUUAGCCUUCUUAAAAGUUGUGGAUUGCAUGUCAUUAUUGAAGCUUCCAGAUUUGUCAAACCUUAAAAAUUUGAAGAAAUUAAGACUCUGUUAUUGCGAAAAGUUAGAGGAGAUUCAAGGCCUUGAGGGAACAGAAUCCUUGGAAGAUUUGUACCUGGAAGGCUGCAACAUUGUAACAGGUGCUCCAGGGAAGAAGCUCGGCCAGGGUACACUUUUGGUCGAUGCGUUACAGACAAGUCAUGAUUCCUUGAAUAUUAAAGAUAUGAUAUAUAAAUGGUUAGUUUUGUGCAUUGUUUUUGCAUUCAGGAAGGAAAAAAAGGUACAAGGGAAUCUGCAAGAGGGUGAACUAGUAACCAUUCGGUUACUUCUUGAAGCUUCAAUCCGUCAAAAAGACAGAAGGAUCCUGUGUGUUGUUGGCAUGCCAAUUGAGGACGUUCAAUUUACCACAGAGAGAGAUAUAAGUUGUAUUCACCACUUCAAAGGGUUUGACUGGUUUGGGCUUCCACUGGUAGGAAAAGAUGCCAUUGAGAUAACAUGUUCAGAGGUUCAGUUGAUACCCAUUGCCUAUGAAAACAAAUAUGUGGUCGAAGGUGAAGUGAAAUUCUGCAAACUCUUGUUUGAAAGGACAGAACCUGAGGAGCAAAUGCCUAUCCUAGAAGCAAGUGCUAGUAUGGUUGCUGGUUUCUUCAGUUGGUCAACUUCAUAUGUUAGAAGACCCCACUUUGCCCUCCAUGAACAAGCUGAGAGCAGUAAAGUAUCAAACUCUAUCCCUAAACAAGCUGAGGGAAGUUCUCAUCAGCAUAGACUCACCCAAGCAAUGGGCUUGCUUGGUGAGUCGAGGGCUAGUAAGAGGGCAUUUCUUGACAUGGAUGAAGCAGCAGGUGGUCCAUCUGAGAGCAGUAAAGGAUCAAACUCUGUCCCUAAACAUGUUGAGGCUUCCUUCAACCGCUCCUUGAUCUCAAUGACGGAUGAGUCAGGUGGUCCGAGUGUAGAUCAGGUUUUCGUACAAGAACCAUUCUCGUACGGUCUAAUUCACACAGAUGGAAUCUACAACAGUGUUUUUCCUUGGGUGGAUUCCAUCGGUGUGGAUCAGUCCCUUAUGAGAACCUUUAUCGUACGCGGACCUGAUCCGCUCUCAGGUGGUCCAUCUGAGAGCAGAAAUAAAAUGAUAGAUUUGAACUAUGAUUUGGAGUUGCGAGUAGGCCUGCCCGGCCAGGGUCAAUCUGGUGGGGUAACGGAAGUUCCCCAAUUUAGUCCAGCAUUAGGCUUGUCUACAGGAAUGUUGAAGGCUAGUAAGAGGGCACCGCUUGAUAUGGAUGUCACAGGUGGUCCAUCCGAGGGAAAUAAUGAAAUGAUAGAUUUGCACUCUGAUUUGGAUUUGCGAUUAGGGAUUCCCGCUCAAGGUCAAGCAGUACGGGUAGGUGAAGAUCCCAAACUUAGUCAAGAAUUGGGCUUGCCGGUGGAAAUGUUGAGGACUUAUGAGGGAGCACGUCUUGACGUGGAUGAGGAUGAAGGUGAGGCAGAAGAUGAUUAUAGCCACAUUUAAGUGCCAAAACCAAGCAGGUUUGUAUACUCUAAUUGCAUUCUAAAUUCUAAUCUAACUAAUUUACUUCUACCCAAGAAAUUUGAGAAAUCUAACCAUGUGUAAAUUUAUUGAAGGUAUCAGUGUGAUUGAUCAACAGCUGAAAAAGUUUUGGAUUGCCACUCUUGUUUUCAUUCUUUACCAGAUUUGGUUGGAAAGGAAUAGUAGAAGAUUUGAUAAAAUCAGCAGGAAUUCGAGUUUGGUAGUUAAGUCUAUUCUCAACAAUCAUUAUGAUUAUUCUAAUUUAGCUGCUGUUCCGGUAAAAUCAAUUAAGGAUUUGCAAAUCUCUUGUGCUUAAUUUUGGUCUUGUUCGAUCAGGUAUGCCUUCUCCAAAAAUCACUGAAGUUGUUGGGUGUGUGCAGAGGUUGGUUGAUACAAGACAAAUAUUGAUGGUUGUUCACUGGGGAAUUGUGGGCAUUUUGGAGUUGGGGGAAUUUUUCGUGAUCACUCUGGCUCCCCUAUGCCCUGCUUUUGCAAGUAUGAAGGAAUUUGUUUCAAUUAUUGGGCAGAAUUCACAACUUUCUUUGAAGUGAUAAGGAUAUCCAUGCAUUUGUAUCUUGAUUAGAUUUGGGUAGAAUGUGACUCUUAAUCAGUGGUGUGGUGCAUUAAUAAUGAAGUCAUCCUCUGGUUUUUUCUUCAUAAAUGGCGGCUCUAUAAAGCUUGGACAGGAUCACGUGGAAUAUUGCUCAUUGCUUUCGCAAAGUUAAUAUGGUGGCGGAUAUGUUGGCUAAGCAUGCAGCAGCUGCUCGAGUUUUAGAUAGUUGGGAGGCUCCACCCAGGUUCUCUUUGGUAGACAUUAGUUGGGAUGCUAUUUGGAAGCCUUGAUUCCGUUUUAUGAUUUAUCCAUCUAUUGAUGGCAAUGCCAAAGGUGGAUAGAUGGAUUAUUUUUGUUAUCCUUUUUAGUUUGGUCUUUGGGCGUUUCUUGUAUUCAUUCACUCUUUCGUAAUUUAACA